AUUUGUCAGUGUUCCAUUCCGUCUACGGACGUCUGUCAUCAUCAGCCAUCAGAGACGAAAAAUGGAUUAGUUUGGUUUUAUUGUCUGCGCAAAGUGACAACUUGUUUAGUAGUCGUGUCGGGGUCAUUUCCGAGAAGUGACCUCUCUGAAGCUGGUUGGGCUGUGGCGUAGAAAGCAAGCCAUAGACCGUAGAGUACACCGAUCGUAGAUUGUCGUGACGAAAUCGGACAAACAAAUCUACACAUCCAAGAUGACGAAUAUGAGGCCACCGAGCAAAAAUGUACUACUGAAGGUAGUAAUUCUAGGCGAUGGCGGGGUAGGUAAAAGUUGCCUAAUGAAUCGGUUUGUGUCGAACUUUUUCGAUGCAAACAGUUUCCACACCAUCGGGGUGGAGUUCCUCAACAAGGACAUCCAGGUGGAUAACGAACGAUUCACGCUGCAGAUUUGGGACACCGCCGGCCAGGAACGGUUCAAGGCCCUGCGAACACCCUUCUACCGGGGCUCGGACAUCUGCCUGCUGGCGUACGCGGUGGACGACAAAUCCAGCUUCCGUGCGCUCAUCCAGUGGCGCGAAGAAUUCCUCAAAUACUACGACGUCAAAGCGGACCGCUUUCCGUUCAUCGUGGUCGGAACGAAAAGUGACAUCCCGGUGGCCCAGCGGCAGGUCACGGCCGAGGAAGUGUCCGAGUGGUGCCAGGAGCAUCACGUGGCCGCGUUUAUCGAAACUUCGGCCAAAUCGUCGGAGAACGUGUACGAGGCGUUCGCGCUGGCCGUCAAGCAGUGGCAAAAGCUGGAGAAGUGUACGGAACGGGAGCUGCGCGCCCAAGGCCACGACACGAUCGAUCUGACCAAGGGGGUGAAUUUGAGCGCGAAUACGAGCCGGUUUUGCUGCAUCGGAGGGAACGUAGGCAGUGGACAUCCCGUGCCGGACGACGACGAUUAUCCGAAUUAAUGAAGGCAACGAUGAAGACGCAACAUAUUUUUUUUUGUAAGAAACGCGUGACUGUUGGUCGUGAAAUCGUCGACAUGUGAUAAGUGAUGAAUACACACACAAAAAAGAUACCCAGAACGAUUAGGGAGGGCGGGAGUAGUGAGGGCAAAAAUUGGUAAGAUAUAUUAUACUCCAAUAUUUUUUAUAUCAAAGCAUGUUUACACACAUCUUCCCCGGUCAGAAUAAUAAAUGAUUCUCAGCUUUUAAACACGACAAAACACACACACACAAACAAGCUCUGUUUGAGCACCUGCUGCUGACAGGCUGCUAAGGCUGAGGUAAAAUCAAUUGUAAGUGUGCAAAGAGCACUCCACACGCAGCAAACGAAUUGGGGAAGAAUCUAACGCACUCAGAUUUGAAUCGCGACUACAAGCGUUGGCAAGGAAUGUCACAAUCAAACAUAUGCAGGCCAUAUAUAGAGUAAACGAAGAAACGAAAAAAAAUAUUGUAACAAUUCAAUUUUACCAUUCCGCACCUUUAAUUUUUUUUGUUGCAGACGAACUGCCCUCGUUGCGGUUAUUGGUACAAAUUGAUAGUUUGAAUGUAAAAUCAGUCAACUGCUUUGCACACAUUCCAGAAUACGUAGAUCUUUAAUUUGAAGAAAGCAAUAGAAAUGAGAUUACUCCACUCUGCAAUGAGGUUUCAACCGUGCUAAACAACUCUGCUAGGAACCAACUGCUUGAUGUCGCCUUUGUAGCAUUCCACUUUAUGUUUAUACUUUUGUUAUUUACAUGUUUAUUUAGACGUAUUUACACUCUGCUCCUUGUUUACAAUCACCGUAAUAGACGAAAUGACUAGUUUUGUGUGACUUUUCUGGCACCGCUCCAAACACUCCUGAGCAAUUCUCUACGAAAUCGGUCUUUUUUCUUCAAUUUUAAUUUUUGUAUUUUUUAAUCCGGCUGAAACUUUUUUGGUGCCUUCGGUAUGCCCAAAGAAGCCAUUUUGCAUCAUUAGUUUGUCCAUAUAAUUUUCCAUACAAAUUCGGCAGCUGUCCAUACAAAAAUGAUGUAUGAAAAUUCAAAAAUCUGUAUCUUUUGAAGGAAUUUUUUGAUCGAUUUGGUGUCUUCGGCAAAGUUGUAGGUAUGGAUACGGACUACACUGGAAAAAAUAAUACACGGUAAAAAAAAAUUUGGUGAUUUUUUUAUUUAACUUUUUAUCACUAAAACUUGAUUUACAAAAAAACACUAUUUUUAAUUUUUUUUAUUUUUUGAUAUGUUUUAGAAGACAUAAAAUGCCAACUUUUCAGAAAUUUCCAGGUUGUGCAAAAAAUCACUGACCGAGUUAUGAAUUUUUUAAUCAAUACUGAUUUUUUCAAAAAAUCGAAAUUUUGGUCGUAAAAAUUUUUCAACUUCAUUUUUCGAUGUAAAAUCAAAUUUGCAAUCAAAAAGUACUUUACUAAAAUUCUGAUAAAGUGCACCGUUUUCAAGUUAUAGCCAUAUUUAAGUGACUUUUUUGAAAAUAGUCGCAGUUUUUCAUUUUUUUAAAUUAGUGCACAUGUUUGCCCAGUUUUGAAAAAAAUAUUUUUGAAAAGCUGAGAAAAUUCUCUAUAUUUUGCUUAUUCGGACUAUGUUGAUACGACCUUUAGUUGCUGAGAUAUUGCAAUGCAAAGGUUUAAAAACAGGAAAAUUGAUGUUUUCUAAGUUUCACCCAAACAACCCACCAUUUUCUAUCGUCAAUAUCUCAGCAACUAAUGGUCCGAUUUUCAAUGUUAAUAUAUGAAACAAUUGUGAAAUUUUCCGAUCUUUUCGAAAAAAAUAUUUUUGGAAUUUUCAAAUCAAGACAAACAUUUUAAAAGGGCGUAAUAUUGAAUGUUUGGCCUUUGUGAAAUGUUAGUCUUGAUUUGAAAAUUCCAAAAAUAUUUUUUUCGAAGAGAUCGGAAAAUUUCACAAAUGUUUCAUAUAUUAACAUUGAAAAUCGGACCAUUAGUUGCUGAGAUAUUGACGAUAGAAAAUGGUGGGUUGUUUGGGUGAAACUUAGAAAACAUCAAUUUUCCUGUUUUUAAACCUUUGCAUUGCAAUAUCUCAGCAACUAAAGGUCGUAUCAACAAAGUCCAAAUAAGCAAAAUAUAGAGAAUUUUCUCAGCUUUUCAAAAAUAUUUUUUUUCAAAACUGGGCAAACAUGUGCACUAAUUUAAAAAAAUGAAAAACUGCGACUAUUUUCAAAAAAGUCACUUAAAUAUGGCUAUAACUUGAAAACGGUGCAUUUUAUCAAAAUUUCAGUAAAGUACUUUUUGAUUGCAAAUUUGAUUUUACAUCGAAAAAUGAAGUUGAAAAAUUUUUACGACCAAAAUUUCGAUUUUUUGAAAAAAUCAGUAUUGAUUAAAAAAUUCAUAACUCGGUCAGUGAUUUUUUGCACAACCUGGAAAUUUCUGAAAAGUUGGCAUUUUAUGUCUUCUAAAACAUAUCAAAAAAUAAAAAAAAUUAGAAAUAGUGUUUUUUUGUAAAUCAAGUUUUAGUGAUAAAAAGUUAAAUAAAAAAAUCACCAAAUUUUUUUUACCGUGUAUUAUUUUUUUCCAGUGUAGUCCGUAUCCAUACCUACAACUUUGCCGAAGACACCAAAUCGAUCAAAAAAUUCCUUCAAAAGAUACAGAUUUUUGAAUUUUCAUACAUCAUUUUUGUAUGGACAGCUGCCGAAUUUGUAUGGAAAAUUAUAUGGACAAACUAAUGAUGCAAAAUGGCUUCUUUGGGCAUACCGAAGGCACCAAAAAAGUUUCAGUCGGAUUAAAAAAUACAAAAAAAAAUCGAAUGACCGAAAUCCUAGAGAACUGCUCUCCUUUUUUCGGUGGGGGAAGAUUUAACAGUUUUAAUAUUUUUCACACACCGUCGUCACCCGCAAAUUACUGUAUUACUCCGAAUCGGAAGCAGACAAGUUUCACGAUGUGCUUGCAUACAGAAGCAUGGUACUACAACCAAUACUAAUCAUUAGGCCUUUUAUUGCAAAAUAGGUACUUGCUGCACUCGCGCUGAUUGGCUCCGAUCAGAUUCAACAACACAAUUCUCGUAGCUAAUGUGAAGCAGCGUAAUUAAUUUAUAACAAAUUUGUAAGAUAAGCGAGAUUUAGUUUUACAAUAUAUUUAAAAAUCAAUUUAACAAUAAAAUAGUUUCACCGUAA
Culex pipiens pallens (northern house mosquito) is the source of this 4102-nucleotide messenger RNA. It is a transcript of the gene Rab9, whose product is annotated as ras-related protein Rab-9B. The transcript is spliced from 4 exons. Gene Ontology annotation, cellular component: late endosome; lysosome; phagocytic vesicle. The record is from RefSeq and is a predicted model, not a curated record. Gene Ontology annotation, molecular function: GTPase activity; GTP binding. Gene Ontology annotation, biological process: retrograde transport, endosome to Golgi. Lineage: Eukaryota; Metazoa; Arthropoda; Insecta; Diptera; Culicidae. The coding region runs from base 251 to 952 and encodes 233 amino acids.